Oenanthe melanoleuca is the source of this 2325-nucleotide messenger RNA. It is a transcript of the gene CHAC2, whose product is annotated as ChaC glutathione specific gamma-glutamylcyclotransferase 2. NCBI's taxonomy places the organism in Eukaryota, Metazoa, Chordata, Aves, Passeriformes, Muscicapidae. Gene Ontology annotation, molecular function: glutathione specific gamma-glutamylcyclotransferase activity; gamma-glutamylcyclotransferase activity. The coding region runs from base 3 to 557 and encodes 184 amino acids. Gene Ontology annotation, cellular component: cytoplasm. The transcript is spliced from 3 exons. The record is from RefSeq and is a predicted model, not a curated record. Gene Ontology annotation, biological process: glutathione catabolic process.
CCAUGUGGGUGUUCGGCUACGGCUCCCUCAUCUGGAAGGUGGAUUUCCCUUACCAGGAGAAGCUGGUGGGGCGCAUCCGCGGCUACAGCCGGCGCUUCUGGCAGGGCAGCACCGACCACCGCGGGGUGCCGGGCAAGCCUGGAAGAGUUGUGACCCUGGUUGAAGAUGCUGAGGGCUGCGUGUGGGGCGUGGCCUACAGGCUGCCGGCGGGCAAGGAAGGAGAAGUGAAGUCCUACCUGGAUUUCCGGGAGAAGGGAGGCUACAGGACCAUCACGGUGAUCUUCUACCCCAAGGACGCGGCGCUGCAGCCCUUCGACGUGCUGCUGUACAUCGGCACCCGCGACAACCCCAACUACCUGGGCCCCGCCCCGCUGGAGGACAUCGCCCGGCAGAUCCUGGGCGCCGCCGGGCCCAGCGGCAGGAACACCGAGUACCUCUUCGAGCUGGCCAACUCCGUCAGGAACCUCGCCCCGGAGGAUGGCGAUGAGCACCUCUUCUCCCUGGAGACGCUGGUCAAGGAGCUCCUGAGCAAGCACCAGAACCUCAACUGUCUAUAAAGUGCUUGGCAAGCCGGCUCUGCCUCGGGAGGAGAGGUUUUUGUUGGGAGGGGUGUUCCUCUGAUGAGUGCUGCGUUCAGAAUUGGGAGUUGGUUACUGCCAAAAUAAUUUCUUUCAGGAGUCCAGGAAAAAGCCAGCAAGGAGAGCAUUCUGGGUUUGAAUUGGGUAUCUGAGCUUUUAAUCCUCAAGACAGCCACUUAAACUUCUCUUUACAUUUUCUUAUUAUUUCAGGUUUGAAAUGAAUCCUUAGGAUAUUUUUGAGGUCAAAAUAAGCACAAAGAGACAAGUUCCAUAGAUUUAAGUGAUAAUUUGCUCUGAUUCCAGACCACGAGGCAGGAAUUUUAAGUGGCUGGCCUAAAUUGCAUAGUAUAGAACAUUUAUACCAACAUUCAGCUCCUCUGAAAUGAAGUUACACCACUGAAUUUAUCAUCUCAUCCUCUAUACAUUAAUUUAUCCCCUUAAGUGAUUUAAGUUUUGAUUCCAGACCACAAGGCAGGAAUUUUAAGUGGUUGGCCUAAAUUGUGUAGUAGAACAUUUAUAUCAACACUCAGCUCCUCUGAAAUGAAGUUACACCACUGAAUCAGUCAUCUCACCCUUUUUAUAUUAAUUUAUUCUUAAAAUGCAGAGAAUAAACCAUUUUAUUUUAAAGGAAAUCAUUCCUUCCCUUGGCUGCUGCUGUCAAGCCCUGAAAACCAAAGCUCUGGGCACCCUGACUCAAGCCAUAAACUAUCAGUGCCUCAUUUUAAUUUUUAAUCCUAAUAUAAAGAAUAACCCCAAAAUAUUAAAAUCAACUAAGAGCAUGACUUGAAGUCACAACACAGCAGAAAGAGAAAUUCUCAUCUCUGUUUUGAGGUGCUGUUGUGGCCCCUUCUCUUCAAAAAUCCCAGCUGCAAGGAUAAAUUUGAGUUUCAGGAAUUCACCCCCAGAAGGUAAUUAAGGAAAAACCCUUUUUCCAGUAACCUUAGGGGUGUGUAUGGACAUCCCAGGAGGACUGGAAGCCCCCAGUUUAGGCUGGUGGGAUUCCUGAUGCACUGUGUCAGCACACAGAGUAUCUGUCCCAACAUGGAUUUGGCUCAAAACUUUUAUUUUUAUUACUUUUAACCGAGUAUAUUUUUAUAUCUUUAUAUCAAAGGUCCUGUUUUCCCAUCCAGGGAAUGUCUAAGUGUUUUAGUAGCAGCCUGGAUUCUGCAUCAGUAAUUGCAGAAAAAGUCUGGUUUUCCCUUAAAAAGUUUGACCUUUUCUGUUCUUUACAUCAUGCUGGUUUAUAUUUGUAAAGGUAAAAAUGUACAAUGGCACCCUCUGCUUUCUUGAGAAUUCUUCUUAGAUUUAAAAGUUCUUUCCUCAAAGACUUACCCUUGUUCUUUAAAACAGGGCAAGGGAUGCUUGUGCUCAGUCAUGACCCAGAACCAUCAGGGCUGAUUCUCUCUUUAAAAUGCUAAUUAUUUAAGUACUGUGAUUCUGCUCCACAUUCUCUAUCUUUAAUUGUCUCCAAGCCUUUGUUGGUUCACUUGCUUCCCAAAUCCAUAAACCAUUGCAAUAAUACAUAUUCCUGUGUGUGUGUGUACAACUUCAGUGCAAUAAAAAUGCAUUGCAGUGACUGAGGGGGGUGGAAAUUUCCAGAAAUGAUGUGUUUAAAGCGUGUCUGUGUGAGGUGUGCUCAUUUUGCCUCGCUGUAAAAUUGAUGUUGGGCUGAGAAUGACUAACAACACACGGGGGCUGCUACAAACUGUGGCACUUUAGGAAUUAAUUAAAGCAUGGAAAAUAUAAA